Neoarthrinium moseri is the source of this 1362-nucleotide messenger RNA. RefSeq lists its product as uncharacterized. NCBI's taxonomy places the organism in Eukaryota, Fungi, Ascomycota, Sordariomycetes, Amphisphaeriales, Apiosporaceae. The record is from RefSeq and is a predicted model, not a curated record. Bases 1 to 1362 code for a protein of 453 amino acids. The transcript has a single exon.
AUGGGCGAUCCCAUGACGAGACCGCUUAAUGCUUGGGGCCCCGAAUCUUACCAUGGCAGAUACUAUCCACAAGAGCGUCCCAGUCCGGGCGUGCGACUCCCUCCGCCGUCCAGUCUCGUGACUGGGAGAUAUCCAGCAAAUUCUCAGGAGAUCGCCAGCAAGCAAAGCUCCUAUCCUGAUCAUUACGUUACGACAUCGGCCUAUAGUCACCGUGCGGCUCCACAGUUGCCGACGCCUACCAGUGAGCCAUAUGCUGCGUCGACUCUUAUCAACCGAUAUAGAGAGGACAGACCUCCCCGGAUGUCUCCAGGUAACUUAUCGGCUACGGGCGAUCGGUCAGAAGAGAUGUCUGAGUCUCUGAGACUCCGUCAGCUGGUGAGGGAACAGAGUUCAUCCCAGUUACCCAGAAUCCAUCCUCCCACGCGACCACAUACGGAAUUCCCUCCAGAAUCGCCACGAGCAUAUCCCGACCCUCAUCAAGUAAGACCAAAUCCGGCAUAUAGAAAUAGAGAUGUGCGGCACGAACAGUCGCCCCAGACCACAACGCCUCCAAACACAGUCUGGUCGCCAAGGUCAGAUACCCGACCGCCCGAGAGGAUGAAGAUAUCAGAUCUUCUCAGUGGGGAACCGAGGCCCAGCUCUAGGAGCCUCUCCAAAGCGCCGAUGGCGCCGUCUCCGUCGCCGACUGCUUCGAUCGGGAGACAGCAGUAUAGUAUCACGGUCCGCCAGCAGCCAGCAGCAGCCAGGUCCUGCGGUUUCGGCGAGAGAGACCGUCGGGUCAUAGAUCCGCCACCCAUUGUGCAGCUCAAGAUCGACGACCCCAGCGUAACGCCCGAGGAACGGGGCGAGAGAUUCCGGAGCCUAUUUGCCGUGAUGCACUGCACCAUCUGGAGCGAGAACGGCGAUGUGGACUGCUCCCUGAUGCCCGAGGACUACCGGCAGCAAAGGAGGCUCAUGGGAAGUCUGGUCGCGUCAUCAUUCGUUGGGACUGAUGAAAACGGGGAGGAGGGGAGUUUCUUCUGCUUUCCAGAUCUUUCGUGCCGAACACCAGGAUCAUUUCGGCUCAAGUUCUCGCUGCUCAUCUUGGACCCCACCAACCAUGUCCCGGGGUCCAAACACCCAGUUCGUGCAGAGGCCAUGAGCAGCGUGUUUACCGUUUACAAUGCCAAGGACUUUCCUGGGAUGCAGGCCAGCACACCGCUGACCAAGAGACUCAAGGAGCAGGGCUGUCUCAUCUCGAUCAAGAAGGGGAAUGAGAAGGGUGGCUCCAAAAACGACCGUGAUGAGAGCGACGACGACUAUGACGACCAUGACGACGGCGGAUCGUCGGGCGGCAGGCGCAAGAAGCACAGAAAAUCGUAA